CUGCCAUGGGCAAGGGCCAGAAGUACUUCCCGCCCGCGAAGAGAGGCAAGUUGCGCGCCUUCUUGAAGGGCGCUGGCAAGAAGAAGGCUGUCAUGAAGAGCACCGCAAAGAUGAAGAUGAAGAGGGGAGAUGCCCCCAAGACUCGCGCCCCGAAGAGCGUGCCAUACGCGCGCCACGGAGCCUUGACGACAAAGUCGCGGCGAGACCGCGAACAGUGGGCACGCUGCCUGAAGGACAUCGUGAACCGCCCCCUGAGGACUAUCAUCAACUUGCUCAAGAAGGAUGGCGUCCUGCCCGAAUGGCACGGCGUGGCUUGUCCGCACUGCCAGAGGUCAACGCUCGGCCCUCUCAAGAACUUCGGGGCGAAGGGGGGCGGGUGGGCGCACAUGUGCAAGGGCAGAGACUGCAAGCGCCGCGUACUGCCCCAUGCCUUCCACCCUAUCUUUCGCGUCGGUACUGGGAAGUCCCAUGCUGGGCUUGGUGACCAGGCUGCGAUCUUGUUCUGCGCUGUAUCUGGGUGCACGCAGACGACAGUUCGCUACCUGCUGAAAAAGAACCACAAGUUGGCGGAAUACAUAUACAAGUCUCUGUACGAUGCCAGAGCCAAGUACGUGCGGCGGGAAGAGAAGAAUAUCCGCUUCGGCGAGGAUGUCGAGUGGCCCGACGUCGAGGCGGACGAGGUCGACGUUGCCAAGGGCGAGGACCCAGACGCCACCUCGCGCACCAAGGAGCCAGUGGCGUGGGAGCAGUGGGGCGGGAUUGUCCAGCGCGGAGACCCUAAGUCGCUCGUCCUCUUCAGGCUUCGCCCAGAGAAAACAGUGCGGAGGGCGCCAGGCCCGGGCCCGAUCCGCAAGCGCGACUGGGCCCCGCUGGCCAAGAAGUGGCUCAAGCAACGCAAAGUCAUACUCCACACAGACGGCGCCCGCUCCUACAAGCUGCGCGUUGACGGCGUGGUCCACGACUGGGUCGUCCACGUGAAGAAGCGCGUGAAGGUGAACGGCAAGUACGCGUGGGUCAAGCCAGCCUUCACGAAGGUCAGGUAUCACGACAUUGCAGACAAUGGAUGCUCCAACAAGAAGAAGCGCAUCUGGGUGAAGUGCGGGACCCAGAUCAUUGACCGCGUCUGGGGCGGGUUGAGGCGCCACCUUGGCCCCAACCGCAAGGUGAACUCCCGCGCGCUGGCAAACAAGGUGAGGUCCUUCCAGUGGUGCUACUGGAACAAGGGCGAGGACCUGUGGGCGCAGACGGGCAAUAUGCUUACCGCUCUGUUCCAGCAGCAGCACGAGUGA
This is a messenger RNA of Prorocentrum cordatum, 1289 nucleotides long. NCBI's taxonomy places the organism in Eukaryota, Dinophyceae, Prorocentrales, Prorocentraceae. The record is from the annotation of a GenBank genome assembly.